UCUCAAGGUGUCUCCUAACGCCUUUGCUCCUAUUUGUUAAGGAGCUUCACACUUCCUGGUCACCAUACAUCAUGCUAAGAAGAGGAACUUUGAAGUCUCGAGUGAUUGCUGGUCAAAAGGCUGAUGAGUGGGUGUUGAAAGGAAUCUCAGGCUACAUCUACGGCCUCUACCUGAAGAAGACCUUUGGCGUCAAUGAGUACCGCCACUGGAUCAAAGAGGAGUUGGACAAAAUUGUGGAAUAUGAGCUAAAGAUGGGAGGAGUUCUGUUGCACCCAACUUUCAGUGGAGUCAAAGAGAAGGACAACCCAACUCCCCACCUUCACUUCUCCAUCAAGCACCCCCACACUUUGUCCUGGGAGUACUACAAGAUGUUCCAGUGUAAGGCCCACCUGGUGAUGAGGCUGAUCGAAAACAGGAUCAGCAUGGAGUUCAUGUUGCAGGUUUUCAACAAGCUUCUGAGUCUGGCGAGCACAGCUUCAUCCCAGAAGUACCAGAGUCAUAUGUGGAGCCAGAUGCUUCUGUCCACUCACGCCUUUCUCAAAUCCAUCUCCAACGUCUCAGGCAAAGACAUCAGUCCCCUCAUCAAACAAUGGGUAGACCAAAGUGCUGUGGUGAAAUUCUUUGGCAGCUUUGCCUUCAAUAGGAAGAGGAACGUGCUCGAGCUGGAGAUCCGACAGGACUACACGUCAUCGGGGACUCAGAAAUAUGUGGGUCCCAUCAAAGUGACGGUACAGGAGCUGGAUGGAUCCUUCAACCACAUGCUGCAAAUCGAGGAGAACAGCCUCAAACACGACAUCCCCUGUCACUCCAAGAGCAGACGAAACAAGAAAAAGAAAAUCCCUCUGAUGAAUGGAGAGGAAGUUGACAUGGAUUUAUCGGCCAUGGAUGCCGACUCCCCCCUCCUAUGGAUCCGCAUCGACCCAGACAUGUCCAUUUUGCGGAAGGUGGAGUUUGAGCAGGCUGACUUCAUGUGGCAGUAUCAGCUACGCUAUGAGAGGGAUGUAGUUGCACAGGAGGAGUCCAUCUCGGCGUUGGAAAAGUUCCCGACUCCUGCCUCCAGACUGGCUCUGACUGACAUCCUGGAGCAGGAACAGUGUUUCUACAAAGUCCGCAUGCAGGCCUGCUUCUGUUUGGCCAAGAUAGCCAAUGCCAUGGUUAGCACGUGGCAGGGUCCACCAGCCAUGAAGUCCCUGUUUACGCGAAUGUUCUGCUGUAAGAGCUGCCCCAACAUUGUCAAGACCAACAACUUCCUCAGCUUCCAGAGUUACUUCCUGCAAAAGACGAUGCCCGUUGCCAUGGCCUUGCUUCGAGACGUCCAGAACCUCUGUCCCAAAGAUGUCCUCAACUUCAUCCUUGAUCUCAUCAAGUAUAAUGACAACAGGAAAAACAAAUUCUCAGAUAACUACUACCGUGCCGAGCUGAUCGGAGCGCUGACCAACUCUCUGACUCCGGCCAUCAGCAUUAACAACGAGGUGCGCACUGUGGACAACUUGAAUGCUGACGUCCGCCUCAUCUUGGAGGAGAUCACGCGAUUCCUCAACAUGGAAAAACUGCUUCCGAGCUUCAGAAACACCAUCACUGUCAGUUGUCUGAGUGCGAUCCGCCAGCUUCAGAAGAACGGUCACAUUCCCAGUGACGCGUCACUCUUCAAGUCCUACGCCGAGUACGGACACUUUGUCGACGUCCGUGUCGCUGCACUGGAGGCUCUAGUGGACUACACUCGAGUUGAAAGAAGCUUGGCAGACCUGCAGUGGUUGCUCCUCAUGGUCCAGAAUGACCCAGCUCAUUAUGUCAGACAUAAGAUCCUGGGUAUGCUGUGUAAGAAUCCACCUUUCAACAAGACUACAGACUCUGCUCUGUGUAAUGAAGCUCUGGUCGACCAGCUCUGGAAACUUAUGAACUCAGGCACCUCCCACGACUGGCGGUUGCGCUGUGAUGCCGUGAACCUCUACCACACCCUGUUUGGUCUGACUCGGCCUUCCUGCCUCCCCCUGCCAGAGCUGGGCCUCGUGCUCAACCUGAAGGAGAAGAAAGCUGUCCUGAACCCCACCAUGAAGCCCGAGCUGGGGGGCAGCUCUGUCAUGGACACGCCCGCCAGCAUAGGCAUCCAUGGCGUGGGCAUGAGCUACUCAGCUGUGGAUGAAGAGCCCGAUCCUAUGUCCUUGGGGGUGUGUGGGGUGGGCCUGAAGAGGAAGGCUGAGACCCCGCUGGGCUCCCCUCCAGAGCCAGGACAGGUGCUCCAGCAACAGGAGGAGGAUGCACGAGGGGGACGAUACAAGAUCAGGUUCAACACAAUGGAAGACGAAGAUAUUGAUAUGGAGACGGUUCAUGACAGUCAGGCCUUCAUUCACCAUCAUCUCAAUUUGUUAGAGAGACCCUCCACGCCAGGUAAAGAGCCUCCAUCAGUGGAACAGUCCAUUCUGUCCAUGCCCGCCACGCCCGUGCCGUCCUUCCCCAAGGAGACCACCUCCUCGUCCUCCAAACAUGGUGGCGAGCACGGCCAUCACCACCACCACCACCACCACCAUGAGCACAAGAAGAAAAAGAAGAAGCACAAGCACAAACACAAGCACAAGCAUAAACACGAGAGCAAGGACAAGGAGAAGGACAGAGAGAGGGACAACUCUCACGCCUACAGCAACAGCCCGGCCAGCGGCAGGUCCCUGCGCUCGCCAUCUCUGUCUGACUGAAGCGUCUGGAGUUCAGUUUCCAACUCCUACUUCGGGUUAACUAUGUUGUUUAUCUAAAAAUUCUCUACUCGGUGCUUUCAACCAACAGGAAGAGUUAAAUGGACAAAGUGUGAAGGAAGAGGGUGCUGUUCCAUGUGUAAUGUUCCAAAUCUAUUUCAGCACUUAAGACACCACUUCCAAUCUGGCAUGCAACCAUAUGCACCUUUCUCCACAAACGGGCAAACGGAUAUCAUGCACUCUGCCUAGACACUACUCGGGUGUGCCUCGUCCACACAGCUCCAUCCCAACAUUCAGUGAGCGGCUUCCGAGGGGUAGACAUGAUGGAUUGUGAUGUGGAUCGAACCAUUCUGCCUGGACUGGGCCUCUGGUGUCUUUAACGUCCUGCAAACAGCAUCCCCCUGAUAAUGAUUAAAACAUUCGGAUUCCCUGUACAAUUGAAACUCAAUUAAUGCUAGUGUUUUCUUUUAAAUAGAGAUAUGUUUUGUAUACCAACUGCGAUCAUUGAUGAUGAAAGCUACUUUUGUGCUCAUAGAUGUUUUAACUAGAUUAAAUCCAGCUCAAUAAGGCUGGUUUACUCUAGCAGUAGGUCUGAUGGUUUUAAACAAUGGAAACAACAUGCAGAAUUCAAUGUUGCCCAUUUAAUUUACCGAAGUAGUGAUGUGUUAAAGUACGGGUUUCUUGUUCAAUUGGUCUCCUAAAUUAAGCUUGCCUUGUCUUAAUAUGACAAACAAAAGACAAAGUCCUACAUCAGCAGUUAUUCCCACUCUACUGGUGAAUUAUCCUGGGGACCCUCGUCUCCAACGUGCUAUGAGAUUUCCCAUAACAGUAGUUAUUCCUCUUGUUCGACACAAUAACCUUUACAUUGGCUAUAAAGACACAGUACAGUAGAUACAAACCAGUCAUCAAAGAAAUGUAGAGGAAUGAGAGGAUCAAGUAUAGAAUUCAUGGAGAAUUUGGGAUGCUUAACUGAGGAAUCUAGCCCUUGUGUUUUCUAUGCGGUAAUUUGUUUCGUAAGAUUUGUUCAUUUAAUUGUUUUUUAAUAAAUUGAAUGCAAUUUAAUUUUUAUUAAUAUUUGUGCCAAAAGCACGGUAUUGAUCCUUUGUGUAAAAUGGGUUGUGUCAACUUUUAAAGAUGUAUGGAAGGCUA
Messenger RNA from Pseudoliparis swirei, 3836 nucleotides. RefSeq names its product TAF2 RNA polymerase II, TATA box binding protein (TBP)-associated factor (gene taf2). Gene Ontology annotation, molecular function: RNA polymerase II general transcription initiation factor activity; chromatin binding; transcription cis-regulatory region binding. The record is from RefSeq and is a predicted model, not a curated record. Gene Ontology annotation, cellular component: transcription factor TFIID complex. NCBI's taxonomy places the organism in Eukaryota, Metazoa, Chordata, Actinopteri, Perciformes, Liparidae. Gene Ontology annotation, biological process: transcription initiation at RNA polymerase II promoter. The transcript has 20 exons. The coding region runs from base 72 to 2690 and encodes 872 amino acids.